AUGCUGCUCCCAAAACUUAAAGCCCCGCGCCCACUAGCCGACCAACCGUCGCGUGCCCUGCUCCCCAUGCGCAGCAACGUCCCCGCUCCCCCGUCGCCUAUAAAUGCUGCUCUUAGCAGCUGCAAAAAGGGGGGGUUUGAGAGAAAUCAAAGCAGCCACCCCCUUGCUUGCACAUUGAUCCAUCUUCUUUCUCCUAGCACCGAACCAGAGCACAAGACAGCCCCCGAGAGCCCUGAUUCUCUUCCAAUUUCCCCCUACACACGUCCUCAUUUUCCUCUCCUGAACCGUCUCCCUCUCAUUUGGCAACAAGAAAAAACUAGAGAACAAAAGUCCCCCUCUUCUCUGCUUUUCUCCCUUGAGGCCGGCCAUUUCAGAGCCUCUCCCCGCCAUCCCUCUAUCGGCUGCAGCCCUUUCGCCAACGCCCUCAUCAUCUCCUCCAUCCCAGCAGCAGCAACAACACCAGGAGGAGGAGCAGCGGCAGCAACACCACCAACCGCACCAGCUCAUCACUCCUUCGUUCCAGCAGCCACACCAGGAGGAGGAGCAGCCACAGCAACUCCACCAACUAGCAGCUGCAGCACCAUUGAAGAAAAGGCAGCAACCAGCUCCUCUGCAAGGAAAAGAAGAACGGUGCCUCACUCCUGGAACUGCUGCCAUUCCCUUUCAUCAAUACUGCCAAUAACAGCAGCACCAUCACUGGAAAGAAGCCACGCAAAACGCAGCAGAGAAGAGGAAGAGCAACCACAGCCAGCAGUCGCGCCACCAUCAAAGAAAAACAGGAACCUGCACCUCUACGCAGGCGAAGGAAGCAGCAGCAAGGCACUGCCCGACACUGAGAACAGCCUACCAUUUUCUUCCCAGCCGCGACAACCCCACCAGGAACAGAGCACGUCCUCUCCACCACCACCAGCUGCCACUGUCUUCCUAGUCGACAACAGCACAGUUGGGAGCAGAAGGAGAAAGGGAAAAAGAGGAGAACAGAGUUGA
Molecule: messenger RNA, 987 nt
Organism: Populus nigra (black poplar)
Lineage: Eukaryota; Viridiplantae; Streptophyta; Magnoliopsida; Malpighiales; Salicaceae
Exons: 2
Coding region: 1-987 (328 amino acids)
Source: RefSeq, a predicted model, not a curated record